Molecule: messenger RNA, 1610 nt
Organism: Salvelinus sp. IW2-2015
Lineage: Eukaryota; Metazoa; Chordata; Actinopteri; Salmoniformes; Salmonidae
Gene: rbm7
Product: RNA binding motif protein 7
Biological process (GO): regulation of alternative mRNA splicing, via spliceosome
Cellular component (GO): nucleus
Molecular function (GO): single-stranded RNA binding
Source: RefSeq, a predicted model, not a curated record
AUUACGUCAGUUUUGCUUUACGACCGUACCACGGACCUCCUGUUUUAAAAUCGCAGCAUUGUAAUUUGUUUACAAAUUUGCAACCCGAUAAAGUGCAUUAGGUAUAAUUAAAACGAGAUGGGAGUAGCGGAUGAAACAGACAGGACUCUCUUUGUUGGAAAUUUGGAUCCAAAAGUGACGGAGGAACUUUUAUUCGAGCUAUUUUUACAGGCAGGACCUCUGUUCAAAGUGAAAAUCCCAAAAGACAAUGAUGGAAAACAGAAAGCGUUUGGAUUUGUCUGUUUCAAACAUGAGGUGUCCGUACCCUAUGGCAUGAACCUGCUCAAUGGGGAAACUCUAUUCGGGAGGACUCUCAAAGUACAGUUCAGAGCAGGAAGCAGUCACAUUAACAGUCCAGGGCACUCUCAGAAUCAAAGCCCUGUGAAUACUCCCAAUCCACAUGGGGCUGUGGGCAGGUUUGACAAGAGCCUAGACCAGAUGGGUUCACCAUCAUUUUCACCCUCUCAGCACAUCCAGAGGUCCGUCUCCUCUCCUGAUAGUCUGCAGAGACAGGCCAUGAUUAACAACAUGUGGCAGGUCCAGAUGCAGCAGCUCCAGGGGGUGAAUGGAGGCUUCCCAGCUGGUCUUCUGGGGCAGCCACCACCACAACAGCUACAGCCACAGAGUGGUGGAGGUGGUGGGUCCUGGCAACUGGACAGCUCCUCACAGCGAGGCAACAGGCAGGGGUACCAGCAGGACAGCAGCAGCCACUACGGCAGGGACCAGCGGUACCCAGGAGGCUCUGAUGACACCGGCUCCAACCGCCACCACCGCAGCCAGCGAGAUGACCAGCGAGGUGAACACUAUAACCAUGACGACAGGAGCGGGAGCAGUGGAGGCAACCGUAGCAGAGAUGACAGGUGGAGGGACGGCUCCAGAGAUGGCCGGUGGAGACGAUACUGAAGCACUAUGGGAAUUUAAGAACAGAAUUGUGAAUAUUUUUCACUUUUUUUUAAAGUACAUUUGAGUAUUUUACAGAUUUGUCACACACUCACUGUGUAACUCCUAAUCAAAACAGAAUGAUGAGUUUAUAUUGAGAGAAACAUUUUCGUGCUCAAAAGAAAUMUUUAUUUUUAUUUUGAAUUUUUUUCAAUUGGUUAGUCAUAUGUUUAGGAUGAUAUUGACCAUUUUUAAAUGCACUGGACUGUGUCCAAGUAAACAAAAUAUUGAUUGGUUAUUUUAAGUUUACUCGUGAGGUUUUCCACAAUUGUUUUACUGUGAUGAAUUUUUACAAAAUUAAUUAGAGAUGAAAUAGAUUUUAUACCGUCCACUGGGGAAUUGUUAAAUCAUUCUACCCUAUUAGUUAUAGCUUUUUGAAGGCGAGGUUUGUUUGAAAAGAUUUGCUGUGUUUGUCAAGUAUUGGUAUUACUGUGCACAUUUCCUUUUAUACAAGGUAUGGUGCUCAACUGUUUUUAGUGGGAAAUUGCUCAGGUAUUCAGUAAAAAAAAAAUGUUUGGGAAUUAUUUCGGCAUGUUUCAGCUGUGUAAUCUAAUUCCACCAGCAACACUUACAUGCUGACCAGACCGGACACGUCGCGUGUGCGAGCGUAGCAAAAUAAAUGUAGAAAUCCA